Molecule: messenger RNA, 456 nt
Organism: Stylonychia lemnae
Lineage: Eukaryota; Ciliophora; Spirotrichea; Sporadotrichida; Oxytrichidae
Source: the annotation of a GenBank genome assembly
AUGAACGAGCUAUAUAAGAAGUAUAAGUUUAUGGAGGCCUAACUCGUCCGUGGUCGUGACAGUCUCAAAGUCAAACUUCCAGAUAUCAAGAAAACUCUCGAAGCUGUUAAGCUAUUACAAGAAAAGCACGCAGAGGAAGAUGAGGAGAAGCGAUCAUUACAAACUAACUUCUUGAUUUCAGAUAAUAUUUGGGCAAAAGCAAAAGUUGCUAAUGAUACUGGCAAAGUAGGACUAUGGUUAGGCGCUAAUGUGAUGGUUGAGUAUACUUUCGAUGAGGCUAUAAUUAUUCUCGAGAAAAAUUUAGGUAAUGCCAUUAGCAGACUUGAAUCCACUGAUGGAGAUAUCGAGUAUUUGAAAGAUCAGAUCACCACCACUGAGGUUAACAUUGCUAGAAUCUAUAAUCAGACAGUUUCCAAUAAAUAGAAGACAGGAUAACAAGAGGAAAAGAAGCAAUGA